AUGACUCAAUAUGUUCAGAAUUUUGAUGGCUGCAAAUGCUUCAUAGGAGACUUUAAUGCUAUUUGUUCCAAGAAUGAAAAAUAUGGUGGUCAGCCAGUAUUGAAUUCGAAUAUAGCAUACUUCAAUAAUUUUAUUCAACAGAAUCACCUGAUAGAUCUUGGUUAUAAAGGACCGGCUUACACAUGGUCAAAUGGUCGUUGUAUGGAUAAUCUUAUUCGACAACGUCUUGAUAGAGUUUUAACCAAUAUAGAAUGGUGUGUAUUUUUUUCUUUUGCCGCAGUUCUUCAUCUCCCAAGAUUAGCAAGUGAUCACGCUCCAAUUCUGCUGAAUACCUAUAGAAAUAUUUCUAGAUCUCCUCCCAACUAUAAAUUUGAAGCAAUGUGUCUUUCCCAUCCUGAGUUCUUGGAUAAAGUUAGAGAAUACUUGCCUGAAGACAGUGAUGAGAACAUUCAAUCCAAAUUAAGAAAAUUAGGUGGUUUUUUAACUGAAUGGAGUCGAACAAGAAUCGGUUGUGUUAAACAUAAGAUAUCUUUUCUGAAGAACAAAUUACUGAGAAUUCAAUCUUGGAGGCCUACAGCUGCUAACAUCCAAAGAGAAAAUCUAGUGAUAACUGAGCUUAAUGAUUAUCUCAUCAUGGAAGAUACAUAUUGGGAUCAGCGUAUGAAACAACAGUGGGCAAAAGAUGGGGAUAGGAAUACAAGACACUUUCACCUUUCUGUUCAACAAAGAAGAAGGAAAAAUACAAUCAUCCAUCUUUUGGUUGAUAAUCAAGUUUGCAAUGGUGUUCAUAAAGCUGUUAAAGAGAUAUUCGAAACUGCUUGCCUUCCGGAUCUGCUGAACCAUACGAAUAUCACAUUGAUUCCAAAAAUAAAAAACCCGGAAUCUCCUUCAGAUUUUCGUCCAAUUUCACUGUGUAAUGUGUUAUGCAAUAUUGCUACCAAAUUUCUUUCUAACAGACUGAAACCAUAUUUGGAGGAGUUUAUUUGUUGGUCUCAGAAUGCAUUUGUUCCAGGGCGUCAGAUUUUGGAUAAUAUCAUCAUUGCAAAGGAAUUUUUACACUCAAUGAAUAAUUCAAAGGCAAAAAAUGGUCACUUUGCAUUAAAGGUGGACAUGGAGAAAGCUUAUGAUCGUGACAGUUGGAGUUUCUUAGGUGAUAUGUUGAAGAUUAUGGGAGUUUCAGGUAUUGCACACUCUCUUAUUAUGACAUGUGUCUCAACAGCUUCCUUCUCCAUCAACUUGAAUGGUUCUCCUCAAGGUUUAUUUAGAAGUGAAAGAGGGAUUCGACAGGGAUAUCCACUCUCCCCAACUUUGUUUAUAAUAUGCUCUCAGGGAUUAUCUCUUCUUAUUAUUCAAGCAGAAAUCCAGGGUUUAUAUCAGGGAUACAAACUGAAUAGGUGGGCUCCUAAUAUCAAUCAUCUAAUGUUUGCAGAUGACUUAUUUUUCUUUGGUGAAAAUACAAGAACAAAUGUUAGAAACCUAAUGAAGCUACUGGAUGAUUAUGCUAAGUUGUCUGGUCAAAUGAUUAAUUAUGAGAAGUCUUCUAUUCACUUUAGUAAAGGAAUACAUGUAUGGAUGCGACAAACUACAAUUCAAGAUAUGGGUGUUAGAGAUAUGGCGGUGGAGGAUAAGUAUCUUGGUAUCUAUCCACUGAAAUCGGACUACCAAAUUUCUAGUUUUGGUUUCCUUGUUGAUAAGUUAACUUCAAAAUUGCCUGGAUGGAGAAUACAUUACGUCAACUCAGCAGGAAGAACAGUCUCUCAAAAUCUACUCUCUCUACAAUUCCUUUAUAUUCCAUGGGUUAUUGCUUGUUACCUAAAGGGCGUGACACAUGAAAUGAAAAAAGUUCAAUUGUUGCUUCUGGUGGGGACAUUCGCCUGA
This is a messenger RNA of Papaver somniferum (opium poppy), 1878 nucleotides long. RefSeq lists its product as uncharacterized. Lineage: Eukaryota; Viridiplantae; Streptophyta; Magnoliopsida; Ranunculales; Papaveraceae. The record is from RefSeq and is a predicted model, not a curated record. The transcript has 2 exons. Bases 1 to 1878 code for a protein of 625 amino acids.